CAUAAUUUUUUUUUUUUUUUAAUUUGGAUGAGGUUUUAGCUCACACAGAAUAGCAGUGCUCUGAAGACUAAAACCCUCAAAGCUAGACCGACCAAACGAAAACCAGAGAAUCCAUGGAGAUUCCCCUCCGCAAUUGAGCAAUUCCCUUCAUACCAGAGAAGCAGAAUCAGCACUCGUGUUUUCCUUUGCAUUCCCUAGCUCGAACACACUGGAAGAAAAACUAUGAAAUGCCUCGUCCCUCUCAUUUCCCUUCACUUCCCGCCAAACGCCGUAGUCUCUCACUCUUCUGCUUCCUCUUCCUCGCCUCAAUUGUCCAUCGUUAAACCGUCGCUAAGGUAUCAAUUGAACUCCAAAAAUGUCCGCGCAGCUCCCGGAUUCAGAACCAGAACCAGAACCAGAACCAGAACUAGAAUUAGUUCAGCUGCCGAAUUCACAUCCGCUUCUACGUCGGCCAACUCGGUGAAAAUGGAAGAACAGGAGGAAGCGAUUCAGGUGUUCGAGAGGUUGAGAGAGGCGGAGAAGGAUAGGAUAAACGAGCUGGAGGAAUUGGAGAGGAAAUCGAAUUUGCAGCUGGAGAGGCAGCUUGUCAUGGCUUCCGAAUGGAGCAGGGUGCUCCUGACGAUGCGAGGGAAGUUGAGAGGGACGGAAUGGGAUCCGGAGAACUCUCACAAGAUCGAGUUCAGCGAGUUCUUGAGGCUUCUUAAUUCGAACAAUGUUCAGUUCAUGGAGUACUCCAACUAUGGCCAGACUGUUUCAGUUAUUCUUCCAUAUUACAAAGAUGAUAAAAAUGAAGCCGGAAAACGAGACCCGAAGAAGAUCGUGUAUCGACGUCAUGUUGUAGAUCGCAUGCCGAUUGACUGUUGGAAUGAUGUUUGGCAGAAGUUGCACCAGCAGAUUGUAAAUAUUGAUGUACUUAAUGUGAACACAGUGCACGCAGAGGUAUACUCUAGUGUUGCGACUGCUGUAAUCUGGUCAAUGCGGCUUGCUCUUUCCAUUACAAUAUAUGUUUGGAUUGAUAAUUGGGCUAGACCAAUUUAUGCAAAGUUAAUACCUUGCGACUUGGGAAAACCAACCACAACAACGAGGCAGCCACUCAAACGCCGGGUGCUUGGUUCACUAGGCAAGAGUAGGGCAAAGUUCAUAUCAGCAGAAGAAACUACAGGCAUUACUUUCGAUGAUUUUGCUGGUCAGGAAUACAUUAAGAGAGAACUGCAAGAGAUAGUACGGAUUCUGAAAAAUGACGAAGAGUUUCAAGAUAAGGGUAUAUAUUGUCCAAAAGGUGUCCUUCUCUAUGGGCCUCCUGGUACUGGUAAAACACUGCUUGCCAAAGCUAUUGCUGGUGAAGCAGGCCUACCUUUCUUUGCUGCUAAUGGCACUGAUUUUGUGGAGAUGUUUGUAGGCGUGGCAGCAUCCCGUGUCAAGGAUCUUUUUGCUAGUGCCCGAUCAUUUGCUCCUUCCAUAAUCUUUAUCGAUGAAAUUGAUGCUAUUGGCAGCAAGCGUGGUGGUCCUGAUAUUGGAGGGGGUGGUGCAGAAAGGGAACAAGGCCUGCUUCAGAUACUGACAGAAAUGGAUGGAUUCAAGGAAUUUACAUCACAGGUGUUAGUUAUUGGGGCAACAAACAGGCUUGACAUACUAGAUCCUGCUCUAUUGAGAAAAGGUCGUUUUGAUAAGAUCAUAAGAGUUGGUUUGCCAUCAAAAGAUGGUAGAUUGGCUAUACUUAAGGUUCACGCAAGAAACAAAUUCUUCCAAUCAGAGGCUGAAAAGGACACUCUUCUAAAGGAGAUUGCGGAGCUCGCAGAAGCUUUUACAGGGGCUGAGCUUCAGAAUAUACUGAAUGAAGCUGGGAUUUUGACUGCUAGGAAAGAUAAAGACUAUAUCGGACGUGAGGAACUAAUUGAGGCUCUGAAAAGGCAAAUGGGUACAUUUGAAACUGGCCAAGAAGACAGUACUGCAGUUCCUGAAGAAUUAAGGUUAAGAUUAGCUUACCGUGAAGCAGCUGUUGCAGUCCUUGCGUGCUUCUUCCCUAACCCCAGCCGCCCUUUCACGGAGACACAUAUAAAUUCGAUCCGUGACCGGCCAAAUAUGCAAUAUGAAGUAACUGCUGGCAGGGUAUUCACCAAAAAGACUGAGUAUAUUAAUGCUUUAGUGCGUGCAUGUGCUCCUAGGGUGAUUGAGGAGGAAAUGUUUGGUGUAAACAACCUUUGUUGGAUCUCUGCAAAGGCUACGUUAGAAGCUUCAAGGCUUGCUGAACGUUUAAUUCUCCAGACCGGGAUGACAGCAUUUGGAAAAGCAUACUACAGAAAUCAUAGUGAUCUUGUACCCAGUCUUGCAGCAAAACUUGAAGCACUUCGCGAGGAGUACAUGCGUUAUGCUUAUGAUAAGUGUUCUUCUGUGCUGAGAGAAUAUCAUUCAGCUGUGGAGACGAUUACAGAUAUUUUACUUCAGAAAGGAGAGAUGAAAGCUGCUGAAAUUUUGGAUGUGUACAAAAGUGCUCCUAGAAUCCCUCAGCCUAACGUGAAUCCCAUUGAUGAGCAUGGAGCCCUAAUUUAUGCUGGUCGAUUGGGGCUUCACGGUAUCAGUCUUCCAGGUCGGGUCACAUUUGCGCCAGGCAAUGUCGGGUUUUCAACCUUUGGCGCUCCCCGCCCCACUGAGACCCAAGUAAUUAAUGAUGAAACGUGGAAGCUAAUAGAUAACAUUUGGGACGAAAGAGUUGAGGAAAUAAAAUCUGAAGCAUCUGAGGAGGUCGAAGAAGAGAAAGAGAAACCACAGCUUUUGAUGGCCAGCCAUUUCCUCUAAAGAUCGGAUCAUUGCCUGGUCCACAUGGUUAGUAUUGUUAGCUUCUUGUUUUAAGCAGUUAUUGGAUAAAGUUGCUAGGACCGAGAAUAGUCAAAUGGUUCACACAAUUAUCAUCUUGCAUCACAUUGAAAUAAUCGUGUCUAAACCAUCGCGAGGAACUCGUCUAUCCUGUCAUGGAAGGGACCGAACUUGGUAUUGAGACAAUUAAAGCACCAAACCUGAUCUUCCAUUGGUUCUGCCAUCUUAUGUUGCUGAUGUGGCCGCCGUUGGCAUACAAUACAGGGGCUGCCACAUGAGCAACAGAACGGCAAAAGCUAACGGAAAUGGUGAAUUUGGUGCUUUAAUUCUCUAAUUACUGAGUUUAGUGUUCAGCUCUUAUACGUCUAAUAGGCUAGUCUGGUGAUCAAAUAGUAACCCUCUGGAAAAUAGUUUGAGAAGAGCAGAAGCAAGGGCUUUCCAUCCCCGAGUGUCGGCAUUUUCUUCUGUCCUCUGCUUAAACCCUUUUUUUUCUAUGUUAUUAUAACUCACAGCCCGUCUCUACCGGGAUGGGCGACCUUGUUGUAAACUAGCAGGUCAGUCGGGCACUCCACAUGUCUCGUAGGGUUCGAUGUUCCGGAUGAAAGAAAUCCCCACCAUAAGUGUGGUGAUGGAUUGGAGGGAGCUGGCCGAAAGCCGAGCUGCGAGAUGGUCCUCAGGUGCUGCCUCUUGUUAUAGUUUCUUCCUCAGAAUGCUUAAUCAGUCAUAUGGGGUUUGCUAUUAAUAGAUUGUGCUUCAGAGACCCCCCUUAGUUGUUGCAGUUUAGGAGCCAUGCCUACAUUUAGUGAAUGAGGAACUGUGAAAAUUUUCUGUUGUAACGGUAAAUCCCCGUGAGGGACCUGCUCGAAGUUUGCAUUUUUUUUACUUGCAACACAAGAAUAUGAGUGAGACAGGGCAAUUUUUGAAUUUGAUCUUAGCCAAUCGAAUAUGUUUUUAACCUUUAUUUUCAUCUCUCAGUUUCUUCAAUUUGCCAAUCAUCAUCUAUUCAGUUUUGUUCCUCCGAUCGGGUUCAUGAUAGGUUGUAACUCGUAUAUCUAUAAUCUAUUUAAAGACCGAGGGAUCAAACAUAGGCGUGUGUCUUCUGAAAUUUGAAGCCUAAGAAGUAGAGGGUGGCAAAUGGAUUGGAUCAAGUGGAUUAGUGGAUUAUCCAUGAAUCCAAAUGACAUCCUAAACCUUGGAUCAAUAUGUAAAAUAUGAAAAGUUUAGGUACUAAAAUGUCAUGAUGAAAAAGUUUAGGUACCAAAACGUAAUUUUCCAACGAUAUUUUUCAUAUAAAAAUUGAAUUUUAGGUAUCAAAAUGUAACAUAUAAAAACUACAGGUACCAAAUCAUAAUUUGUCAUUUGAAUCCAUGGAACAAUCCAUGAAUCCACCAAUCCAAUUGGAUUUGGAUCAAAUGGAUUAGAUUUAAAUGGAUUAGAUUUGGAUAUUUUUAAUGGGUUGGUGGAUUGGAUUGAGAAUUGCCGCCAAGUACCCAAUCCUGCAUAGAGUUCCAUAGGGUAGGAUAAGGUCAUGAAGCUGCAUACAUCGUUUGCAUGUAUGUACUUCGUGUCUUGUGGAUAAGCGGGAUGUAUAGGGCGGUAGUUCGCGUAUAUUCUUCUUUCACAAUAUUUGUAUGUUCUCCGAUUUUCACUGUUCAAGAUUGUGUCACGCACAAACAAUCGGAUGUAUAGGGAGAUAAGUUCUCCGGAUUUUCUUCUUUCACAUCAUCUGUAUGGACUCCAAUAUUCAAAAUUUUCAUGAAUCACUAAAAUAAUCGGGAUGUAUGAUGUAUUGAUAGGCAAUUCUCGGUAUUUUCUUGGUUCAUUGCAUUUGUAUGGACUCCGAUUUUCGUGAUUCUCUUACCGACAUGAAAAAAAGAAUUACAAUUAGCUUAGCUGCGUCAUUAAACUAACAGCCAACAACAAAGCAACAGACUAGGAAGCAGGGCCCAGGUAAUUAAUUGCAUGAUUAAUU
Messenger RNA from Linum trigynum, 4786 nucleotides. The record is from the annotation of a GenBank genome assembly. Lineage: Eukaryota; Viridiplantae; Streptophyta; Magnoliopsida; Malpighiales; Linaceae.